Pelagomonas calceolata is the source of this 1570-nucleotide messenger RNA. Lineage: Eukaryota; Pelagophyceae; Pelagomonadales; Pelagomonadaceae. The record is from the annotation of a GenBank genome assembly.
AGUGUCUUACAGGACGCUAGAGGUCGUCGGCGCUACGCGACGUGCGCCAGCUCUCCGCAUCGCAUCGCUCGUACAGAGCUGCGCCAAGGCCCCCUCUACCCUGUACAAUCGCCUUUACCGAAUCGGAAGCGAGUGCCACGCGGCAGGGCAUCGAUCAAACAUGACGACAAAAACCGGCUCCACCCCCGUCGACCUCGACGCCAUCCCGCCACCGGUCCCGUUCAUCGUCUGCAUCGGCGGCGCGGCGGUGCAGGUCGCCGGCCUGCUGGCCGUCUGGUCCCAGACGAGCGCCGGGCCCUGCCUCGCGGCGCCUAUGGCCUGCGUCCGAAGCGACGACGCGGACCCCUGGGGGCGACUGGUCGUCGGCGUUCUCACGGUGGCGGCAUUUAUUUGGGCGGUCUCCCUAAGGACGGACACGCACUCCGACGCGUCGAUCGUCGACCGGCUCUGGUCGAUCCAGCCCUGGGUCUACUGCUGGUAUGUUUGUUUCAUGUUUCCAUCGUCCGCACGCGUCGUGCUCAUGACGGCGCUCGCGACGGCCUGGGGUAUACGACUUACCUACAAUUUCGCGAUCAAAGGCGGCUACGCCGGCGGCGAGGACUACCGCUGGGCGGUCGUGCGCCACUGGUACCCGGGGUGGCGCUAUGAAAUUGUCCAUGCGGUGUUCGUGUGCGGAUUUCAGCAAUUGCUACUGCUCGCCAUCGCGGCGCCGGUCGUCGCGGCCGCGCAAAGUCAAGCACCGCUCAACGCCGGCGACGCGCUGGCCGCGCUGGUUUUCGUCUGCGCCUUGGUGCUCGAGACGAUUGCAGACCGGCAGCAGUUCGCCUUUCAGACGGCGAAGUAUGCCAGUGGCACGAAGCCGACCAAGGGUUUUCUGGACACUGGCGUCUGGGCCUACAGUCGCCACCCGAACUACUUCGCGGAAGUGUUGUUGUGGUGGGCCUUUUACGGCUUCGCCGUCGCGGCGACGGGCGAGCUGAAUUGGUCCGGUGCCGGCGCGGUAUGUCUUACAAUUCUCUUCGUGGCGCCGGGUGCAUCGGCGGACCUCACUGAGCUCCUAUGUUCGAAGAAGUAUCCAGAAUACAAAGAGUACCAAAAAAGGGUGUCGCGGCUGGUGCCGUGGAUUCCUAGCGAGGAGAGGCCGGCGGUGCUGGGACCAGUCGCUCGCGCCGCAUACCUCUUGUACUUUGCGAGCCACAUCCCAAUCACGUUACUGAUAGAUGCCCAAGCGGCGAUCGACCAUAGAUACUUCCCGGAGCCCGCGCAAGCGCUCUUGGAUUGGCACAUUCGAGUCAACGGAGAUUUCCUCAUGGGCGCGCCGCCGCUUUGGUUCCGGAGCGUCGUCUGGGGAGAGAUAUGCCUCCAGCUCCCGUUCUUCUUCGUGGCGGUGAAGGCGUUGUAUGAUCGCGACGAGGCGGCCUUCCGCAUACCGUUUGUCAUUUACGGCGCGCACACGGCGACGACGAUGAUACCUAUCCUGGGGGAGAUCGGCGGGUCAACGCGGCUGACGCUGAUCUACCUGCCCUACCUGCUGUUCCCGCUGGGGUGCGUUGUGCUGUUUAGUGUGUAA